Candidula unifasciata is the source of this 715-nucleotide messenger RNA. The record is from the annotation of a GenBank genome assembly. NCBI's taxonomy places the organism in Eukaryota, Metazoa, Mollusca, Gastropoda, Stylommatophora, Geomitridae.
GCUGUUGAUUGAAUUCAUGUCCAAUGAGGAUGAGCCAGACUGGCAUGGAUAUCUGCUAGCUGUUGUUUUGUUUGUGGGAUCAACAACCGGUCAAAUGUUGUUUGAUUUUUAUAAAUUUCAGACCAACAAAUUUGGCAUUAAUGUGAGAACCGCACUUUUCUCAGCAAUAUACAGAAAAACAUUAUGCCUCAGCAGUGAAGCCAGACAGAAGUUAUCAUCCGGGGAGAUAGUCCAGCUGUUAUCCAAGGACUGUGAUGCCAUUGGCCAUUUGAGUGAUGAAGGCUUUAUUUUGGUCGAAUGCCCGCUUGAGCUUAUCAUCGGUCUGAUUCUUGUGUAUAGAACUGUAGGAGUGGCCAUGUUUGCAGGUCUGGCAACACUGGGUGUGCUCAUUGCUAUCAAGGCAGUUACAACAAAAAGGCAUGCCCACUACGACAGACUGCUGAUGAAAUACGCAGACGAAAGAAUGAAGAUUGCCUCCCAAGUCUUCAGUGGAAUCAAGGUCUUGAAAUUGUAUGCCUGGGAGGAAGCUUUCAAAAAUCGUAUCAAUGUUAUACGCAAAAAAGAAUUAGCAGCCAUACUUCAGUAUGACUUGUUUAGGUUUUUCAUUACUUUUGCCUGGACAGGAGCAGUCUUUUGGCACCAUCUGAAAGCCUCCACUGUCUUUGUCACCAUGGCCUACUUGGUGUACAUCCGUUCGGUCUGCAAACCCUUCUAG